This is a messenger RNA of Sinocyclocheilus grahami, 1201 nucleotides long. RefSeq names its product gastrula zinc finger protein XlCGF7.1-like. Gene Ontology annotation, cellular component: nucleus. The transcript has a single exon. Gene Ontology annotation, biological process: regulation of transcription by RNA polymerase II. Lineage: Eukaryota; Metazoa; Chordata; Actinopteri; Cypriniformes; Cyprinidae. The annotation marks the transcript as partial. The record is from RefSeq and is a predicted model, not a curated record. Gene Ontology annotation, molecular function: DNA-binding transcription factor activity, RNA polymerase II-specific.
AGUUGAUUGAAGAAAACGAGGAGCAUGAAGAACUGAAUGAAGAGGAGAAAAAUCACGUCAAAACUGGAGAAAAACCUUUGAGUCGCUCUCAAACCAAAGAGAAAGAUUUAAAGAAAAGAAGAGCUAAGAAAUCUUUCACCUGCACUCAGUGUGGAAAUAGUUUGAAAAGCAAACGGAGUCUCGAAAUUCACAUGAGGAUCCACACUGGAGAGAAACCAUACACUUGUGAUCAGUGUGAGAAGAGUUUUACACAAUCAUCACACCUUAAGAGACACAUGAUCAUCCACACUGGAGAGAAACUGUAUGAAUGUUAUCAAUGUGGAAAAACAUUUUUGUGGGCUUUAAGCCUGAAGUAUCACCUCAAAGUUCAUACGAAACAGAAACCACAUUCAUGUUCUUUGUGUGGAAAGACGUUUUCACAACUGCAAAGUUUAAAAGUUCAUCAGAAGAUACACACUGGUGUGAGAGAUCAUAUGUGCUUUGAGUGUGAGAAGACUUUUAUUACAGCUCAACAAUUGAAACGGCACGAGAGGAUCCACACUGGAGAGAAACCUUACAAGUGUUCACACUGCGACAAGAGAUUCAGUCAGUCAGAACAUCUGAAAACACACGAGAGGAUUCACACUGGAGAGAAACCUUACAAGUGUUCACACUGCGACAAGAGAUUCAGUCAGUUAGCAAGUCUGAAAACACACGAGAGGAUUCACACUGGAGAGAAACCGUAUCACUGCACUGUAUGCGGGAAGAGUUUCACUCAGUCAUCUAAUCUAUGCAGGCAUAACAAAAAUAAUCACAGUCAGUAGAUCAUCUUCAGAUGAAGCACUUUCAGGACUGACUUCUCAUCCUCACCAGACGUGACACAAUAAUGCGUCAAGCAAUACAAUCUCGUCUGUAUAAAUCUGUCCUAAAAAAGAAACAUCAUCUUAAGUCCCCAUGAAUAAAGUUAAUCUUCAAGACCAGAAGUUUCAACUGUAACAUGUUUGUGGGCUUCAGCCUCUGAAGAAUCACCUGAAAGUUCAAACGAAAGAGAAACCACAUUCAUGUUCUUUGUGUGGAAAGAGUUUUUCACAACUGCAGAGUUUAAAAGUUCAUCAGAAGAUACACACUGGUGUGAGAGAUCAUAUGUGCUUUGAGUGUGAGAAGACUUUUAUUACAGCUGAACAUUUGAAACUGCACCUGAGGAUCCACACUGGAGAGAAAC